Messenger RNA from Euleptes europaea (tarantolino), 1544 nucleotides. It is a transcript of the gene SCARB2, whose product is annotated as scavenger receptor class B member 2. Lineage: Eukaryota; Metazoa; Chordata; Lepidosauria; Squamata; Sphaerodactylidae. Gene Ontology annotation, cellular component: lysosome; membrane; cytoplasm. The transcript is spliced from 12 exons. Gene Ontology annotation, molecular function: scavenger receptor activity. Bases 1 to 1449 code for a protein of 482 amino acids. Gene Ontology annotation, biological process: protein targeting to lysosome; receptor-mediated endocytosis. The record is from RefSeq and is a predicted model, not a curated record.
AUGAAGAAGCGGUGCCUGGGCGGCGUCGGGGUGCUGGCCCUCGCCCUCCUGCUCGCCAGCGUGGCCCUGCUGGCCGCGCGGGUCUUGCAGCGAGCCGUCGACCGGCAGGUGCAGCAGGAAAUGGUGUUGAGGAAUGGUUCUGACACUUUAAGGCUAUGGGAGGAACCUCCACCACCAGUAUAUAUGCAGUUCUAUAUGUUUAACGUGACCAAUCCUGCAGAAAUCCUUAAUGGUGAGACUCCCUUGGUGACAGAAAUUGGACCGUACACCUACAGGGAACAGGUGCCCAAAGUGAACGUUCGCAUUUUAGACAAUGGCACAAAAGUAUCUUUUUUCAACCCGAGGACUUACGUCUUCAUACCAGAGAAGUCGGUGGGAGACCCACAAGUUGAUCUGAUCAGGACUGUAAAUUUGCCUGCAGUGGUUGCCAUGGAGAUGGCUAUAGCAAGUGGCAUGAGUCUCCCUGUAGAGUUUCUGCUCCUGCUGUACAAAGAAGAAAUGUUCUCAAUACAUUCUGUUCACGAGUGGCUGUGGGGCUACAAUGACAAAUUCCUCCAUGCCAUGCACAGAAUACGUCCUGAUGUCGAUCCGGAAUUUGGCUUUUUUAAUAAGAUGAACGGGACGGACGAUGGAGAAUAUGUUGUUCUAAGUGGGGAACACAGCUACAAGGACUUCACGAGGAUCGUUGAAUGGAAAGGAAAAGACAAACUGGACUGGUGGACGUCACCAACGAGUAACAUGAUAAACGGAACGGAUGGGUCUUCUUUUCACCCACUGAUAGACCCGGAGGAAACCAUCUAUAUUUUUGCUUCGGACUUCUGCAGGUCUCUGUAUCUAACCUACGAGAAGUAUGUUACCGUUAAGGGGAUCCCAGCCUAUCGGUUUGUGCCUCCCGCAUCGUUGUAUGCCUCUGGUGCCAUUAAUAAAAACAACGCUGGGUUUUGUGUGCCGGCAGGAAACUGCCCUGGGGCAGGGGUCUUGAACAUCAGCACCUGCAUGAAAGGUGUGCCAAUAUUAUUAUCACCUCCACACUUCUACCAGUCAGAUGAGAAGUAUGUCAAGGACAUUGAUGGCAUGCAUCCAAAGAAAGAGGACCACGAGACAUUUCUGGACAUAAACCCAACGACUGGAUUGCUGGUGCGUGCAUGCAAACGCUUACAGAUCAACACUUAUGUUCGAAGUCUCCCAGGUUUUUUUCAAACAGGCAACAUCAGGACACUGGUUUUCCCUGUGAUACAUUUAAAUGAGAGCGUGUUGGUGGAUGACGAUUCUGCGGAGAAACUGAAGGUCGCUCUGUUUGAAUCGUCUUUGCUAAUCAGCAUUCCCUAUAUCAUCAUGGGCCUGGGGGUUGUUUUUGGAGUCAUCUUCGUUGUGCUCGCGUGCAGGCCCUUCCGGCCGAAGGAAGAGGCCUCGGAAGACGAGAGAGCGCCACUCAUCCGGACCUCCUGACUCCGUUUCUCCACCCCUUCUCACAAAUGAACUAUGCAAACUGCUCUUAACAGUCACCGUGACACAGUACUCUUCGCUGUCUGCCCGUCCCCUCA